Messenger RNA from Kazachstania africana CBS 2517, 561 nucleotides. RefSeq names its product Snd3p (gene SND3). Bases 1 to 561 code for a protein of 186 amino acids. The transcript has a single exon. Gene Ontology annotation, biological process: protein targeting to ER. Gene Ontology annotation, cellular component: mitochondrion; endoplasmic reticulum. The record is from RefSeq and is a predicted model, not a curated record. NCBI's taxonomy places the organism in Eukaryota, Fungi, Ascomycota, Saccharomycetes, Saccharomycetales, Saccharomycetaceae.
AUGAAUCCUCAAGUCACAAACUUAGUUGUCAUGGUUGUCAUGAUGCAACUUUCUCGUCGUAUAGAUAUGGAAGAUCCAACUAUCGUCACCUACAUUAGAACCGCUUACGUUGUAUCCGUAGUUUCUUCAUAUUUAAUCUAUCAAUUAGUUAAACAAAAGAUCUUAAGCAAGAAUGAUACUACUGAAUUGAAAAUUUUUACUCCAAAGAACCCAAUGAAUCCAAACGAUACCGAUAAAGAAGAAACCACCACAGUUAGAGACUACGAUUUACAACAAGUCGAAUCCGCUAUUAAAUCAAUUUACAGUGGUCUAGCAAUGAUGGGUUUCAUGCAUCUAUAUUUGAAAUAUACCAACCCAUUGUUCAUGCAAUGUAUUAACCCAAUUAAGUCCGCUUUAGAACACAAUGAAACUAAGAUUCAUUUGUUCAACCAUGAAGCUACUGGUGAAUUAGAAAGACCUUUCAAGACUGCUAAUUUGAUGGAAUCUUUAUUCGGUGGUCAAAAGCAAGAAGAACAAGAAGAAGCUGAAAAACCAAAAAUUGAAGAAUUAAAGUCUGAAUAA